Molecule: messenger RNA, 537 nt
Organism: Necator americanus (New World hookworm)
Lineage: Eukaryota; Metazoa; Nematoda; Chromadorea; Rhabditida; Ancylostomatidae
Exons: 1
Coding region: 1-537 (178 amino acids)
Source: RefSeq, a predicted model, not a curated record
AUGAAACCUAGCCCAGCCCGCGUACCUGAUUUUAUAUCAGCAGACCUUCUUCGGGCUGGUGGCCAUCCGCUUCAUGUAAUCUUCGCAGCGCACAUAACAUCCUACCUUCAGGAAAAAAGGAUCCCAGACCAGCGGAAGACCUCGCAGACCCUUCUUAUCCAUAAGAAAAGUGACCGAGGGGACCUUAGAAACUACCGUCCGAUAUGCUCGCUGAGCGUGUUAUACAAAGUAUUCACUAAGAUCAUUCUCACACGCAUAUUUGAAGUCCAGCUUCAAGAAGAAGCUGAAUUCUGUCAGCGGUUCAGUUACUUGCUUUACAACAUCCAGACCGUGCCGAGGGUCAUAGAAGUUUGCCGGGAAUACCGCUUGCCUCUUGUCCUAACCUUCGUCGACUAUGAGAAAGCAUUCGACAGCGUAGAAACGAAUGUAAUACUGUCAGCGCUGGUCGAUCAAUGUGUGGAGGCGUCGUAUGUGAGGACAUUAGCCAAUUGCUACGAUCGAUGCACCACUAAGAUACAGCUUUUCCACAGCCCAUAA